AUUACACAAUGGCAGAGAAGUUUGAAAGCCUCAUGAACAUCCAUGGUUUUGAUGUAGGUUCUCGGUAUAUGGACUUAAAACCUCUGGGCUGUGGUGGCAACGGCUUAGUUUUUUCUGCUGUCGAUAAUGACUGCGACAAAAGAGUAGCAGUCAAGAAAAUUGUCCUUACAGAUCCUCAGAGCGUUAAACAUGCUCUGCGUGAGAUCAAAAUUAUUAGAAGACUUGACCAUGAUAACAUUGUCAAAGUGUUUGAAAUCCUCGGUCCCAGUGGGAGUCAAUUGACAGAUGAUGUAGGCUCUCUUACAGAACUGAACUGUGUUUACAUUGUCCAAGAGUAUAUGGAGACAGAUCUGGCUAAACUGGUGGAGCAGGGGCCCUUACCUGAAGAACAUGCUAGGCUCUUCAUGUACCAGCUGCUACGUGGGCUCAAAUAUAUACACUCUGCAAACGUCCUGCACAGAGAUCUCAAACCAGCUAACUUGUUCAUUAAUACUGAAGACUUGGUGCUGAAAAUCGGUGACUUUGGCCUUGCACGGAUCAUGGAUCCUCAUUAUUCCCAUAAGGGCCAUCUUUCCGAAGGACUGGUAACUAAAUGGUACAGAUCACCUCGCCUCUUGCUUUCACCCAACAACUAUACUAAAGCCAUUGAUAUGUGGGCUGCAGGUUGCAUCUUUGCUGAAAUGCUGACAGGGAAAACCCUCUUUGCAGGUGCACAUGAACUUGAACAGAUGCAGCUUAUUUUAGAAUCUAUUCCUGUUGUGCAUGAGGAAGAUCGUCAGGAACUUCUUAGUGUAAUCCCAGUUUACAUUAAAAGCGAUAUGACUGAGCCACACAAACCUUUAACUCAGCUCCUCCCAGGCAUUAGCCCUGAAGCACUGGACUUCCUGGAACAAAUACUGACCUUUAGUCCCAUGGAUCGAAUGACAGCAGAAGAAGCUUUGUCCCAUCCUUACAUGAGUAUUUAUUCCUUUCCAACUGAUGAGCCUAUUUCAAGCCAUCCCUUCCACAUUGAAGACGAGGUCGAUGAUAUUCUGCUCAUGGAUGAAAGUCACAGCCACAUCUAUAAUUGGGAAAGAUAUCAUGACAGUCAGUUUUCAGACCAGGAGUGGUCUGCUCAUAACACCUUCGAAGCUGACGAGGUUCAGCGUGACCCAAGGGCUCUUUCUGACGGGACGGACGAGGAGGAAGUACAAGUAGAUCCUCGCAAAUAUCUGGACGGUGACCGUGAAAAAUACCUAGAGGAUCCCGCUUUCGAUACUCACUUCUCCACUGAACCUUGCUGGCCAUAUCCAGAUCACCAUGAAAACAAAUAUUGUGAUCUAGAAUGUAGCCACACGUGUAAUUACAAAAUGAGGUCAUCUUCGUACCUAGAUAAUUUAGUCUGGAGAGAAAGUGAGGUGAACCAUUACUAUGAGCCCAAGCUUAUAAUUGAUCUUUCUAACUGGAAAGAGCAGAGUAAAGAGAAGUCAGACAAGAAAGGCAAGUCCAAAUGUGAAAGGAAUGGGUUGGUGAAAGCUCGGUUAGCUCUUGAGGAAGCCUCGCAGCAACUUACAGAAAAGGAGAAGAAUCAGGGGUUUGACUUUGAUUCUUUUAUAGCAGGGACUAUUCAGCUUAGUUUACAGCAUGAGUCAACUGAUAUUGAUAAAUUAAAUGAUCUGAAUAGCUCAGUGUCCCUCUUGGAGUCAAAAGGCAUAUCGAAAUCAGUAAGCAGAGAGAAACAGGAGAAAGGAAUGGCCAACUUGGCCCAGUUGGAAGCACUCUACCAAAAUUCGUGGGAUGGCCAGCUUGUAAGUGGAGGAGAGGAGUGCUUUCUCAUAGACCAGUUUUGUUGUGAAGUUAGGAAAGAUGAGCAGAUAGAGAAGGAGAAUCCAUACACCAGUUACCUGGAUAGAUUUUUUAGCAAGAAGGAAGAUACCGAAAUGCUAGAAACUGAGCCAGUUGAAGAUGGGAAGCCUGUAGAGAAAGAAAGAGAGGGGGGCUUUUUAAGUCAUAGCGGGGAAUUCCUCUUUAACAAGCACCUUGAAGCGAUAGGUAUCCCUCAGUUCCACAGCCCCGUUGGCUCACCGCUUAAAUCAAUACAGGCCACCCUAGCACCUUCUGCUAUGAAAUCAUCUCCUCAGAUUCCUCAUAAAGCAUACAGCAGCAUUCUGAAACACCUAAACUAAACAGCAGACAUUUCUUUGUUUUUGUAUUCAUGAAAUGUGUGUUCUUUUUUAUUAUUGUAAGUAAUUUUUUUUACUUGAAAUCAAACGAUGUAACUUUGGUAUGAAUUUCUUUAGUUCCCUGUUUACCAUUGUUUUUAACAAUCCAGAAUUACUUUUCUUUACAUGACAAUUUUAUUUUUAAAACUGGCAUGUCAUUUGCACACGGAGGUAAAGAACAGAGCAAAACAAUGCAAAUUGCCGGAGAAAACAAGAAGAAAAAUGCACUAAACCAGGUAGAAACACUCAGUUUAAACCGUUCAUGCUUUGCGGAGGAAAACGACGCAUUUUUGCCUUGAAAAAUUACACAGUGAGACUAUACGUACUUGCAUGAAAAGAUCUAUUUUUUCCCUGAAACAUUUUUCAUUCAUAGGUAUUUUAGAAUUUUUCAUACUGUACACAUUUCUUAGACACAUGAUACCAGCAGCAACUGUAAGUGAAUGCAGAAUUUGGUACGCAUGUGUUAUCUACCUCAAGGUAACAGCAGUAUGUGGCAAAACAUUAACCACCCUUAGUGCUUUUCAUAAUGCACUUCUAUUUAGCCAGCAUUAUUGUAGUAGGUGGUAUUAUGGAAAAAAAACAUUCAAUAUUUAUAAAUAUUCUGGUAUGCAUUCUUUAUAGUGGAAAUGUUAAUAUGCAGCGUUUUUAUUUAUUUUAGCAAAUUAUAUUUUCUGUAAUGAUAGAAAAUCAAUUUUUUUUAAACUUGCUUUACAGAUAAAGUUCUUGUUAGCACUAUGGUUUAUUGCCAACAUAGCUGAAACAGAGAUGAGAAGACACCCCCUUAUUCUGAGGUGAUCCAUACGAGUUUUUGUAAAAGAGAUUUCACUUCAAGUAAGGCACUCACUGUGUAUAGGAAUUUGCAAUCGGGAGGUGCUUGACCUCUAUACAAAGAAAUUAGGAAUCGUUUUAUUACAAAAGAAAUGCUCCUAGAAGUCUUAAUUGUAUUAAUUUUUUUAAGAAGACAAUUUUUGUAAUGUUAGUUGUGUGCAUGGAAAGAAUUAAGGUACAACAUUACUGUAGGUUAAAAGUUCUAUAUGGUCAGGCAUUUUGUUUUUACUGUAUGUUUUUACUGAAUGAUGCCCUUGUCUCAUCCCCAAAGCAAGCAUGAGUAUAAUUAGGUUUAAUGUAGCAUGUCGCAUCUUGGUCUUCUGACAGUUUUGUUUUACCUCCUGGGUUUUCCUGUUUUGUUUUUUGUUCUUUUUUGGGAAACUAUGUAUCAUUGGCUCCCCUGUUUUAAAGAAAGAAAUAAAACAUGGCCAGCAAAAAUUAUGCUUUGGCGUUUCUAA
Anolis carolinensis (green anole) is the source of this 3487-nucleotide messenger RNA. RefSeq names its product mitogen-activated protein kinase 6 (gene mapk6). The transcript has 5 exons. Gene Ontology annotation, molecular function: MAP kinase activity; ATP binding. The record is from RefSeq and is a predicted model, not a curated record. Gene Ontology annotation, cellular component: cytoplasm; nucleus. Lineage: Eukaryota; Metazoa; Chordata; Lepidosauria; Squamata; Anolidae. Gene Ontology annotation, biological process: intracellular signal transduction; protein phosphorylation. The coding region runs from base 9 to 2165 and encodes 718 amino acids.